GUUUAAGAAGGGGUUUCAUCGUUCUUCGUCCGAUAGACUGUAUUGUCUCUUCCUCAAUGCCUUAAUUUUAUCUUCAAAAGAAAUGACAACUGCCGCCUCCUUCUUCCCAACACUUCAAGCUCCGAUUCAUGGCGGCAAUGCAUGGAAGAAACCCACCAAGAGAUGCAAGUGCGAAAGAAAAACCCACUUAUCAUUCAUUUCAACCUUCAAUUCCCUCUCAAAUUCUCCUCUUUCUUCUGUUUCUUUCCCCAUUAACUUCGAUUCCACUUCCGAACCAGUCCAACUUCAACCUCUAGCUGAUUCAGUUCAAGAAAAUUUCACAGAAACUCUCGACGGUUCCAUGAAUUUGCAGAUACCCAUGAGCGAAGUUCGCCAGAUUACUCGAGGGGAAUCAUCCCAAAGAAUUUUCAUUCAGGAUCCGCCAUGGAUAGCUUCAUUGUUCCUGAAGGGGCUUUACAAAAGCGUUCAAAAGGAAGUGAAGUUAGAAUAUAUGGAAAUUGAGAAGAGGAAGUAUAAUUUGCUGAGGAGGAGGCAAAUUAAGGCGGAGACAGAGGCUUGGGAGAAGAUGGUUGAGGAGUACAAGGAGUUAGAAAGAGAAAUGUGCGAGAAAAAAUUAGCACCGAAUUUGCCUUAUGUGAAGACGUUGUUUUUGGGUUGGUUUGAGCCAUUGAAGCAGGCUAUAGAGAAAGAGCAAAAAACGCAGCGGAGUAAGAAGCAGAAGGCGGCAUUUGCGCCUCAUAUAGAGUUAUUAUCUGCGGAUAAGAUGGCGGUUAUUGUGAUGUACAAGAUGAUGGGAUUGUUGAUGGUGGCACAGCAGGAUGGCUGUGUUCAGGUCGUUCAGGCUGCGGUUCAGAUUGGUGGUGCUAUAGAGCAGGAGGUUAGAAUUCAGAGCUUUCUGGACAAGGCUAGGAGUAACCAGAGAACAAAGGUUCCAGCUGAUACUGAGUGUUUGAGCAAGGAGAAAGAGGUAUUGAGGAAACGAGUUAAUGGUCUAAUUAGGAGAAGGAGACUGAAAGAGGUCCAAAAGUUGUUGAAGAAAGAAGAAUUUAAGGCUUGGGGUCGAGACACCCAGGCUAAGCUAGGAAGUCGUCUCAUAGAAUUGUUAAUUGAAUCAGCUUUCAUCCAACCUCCAGUUAGCCAGUCAGCUGACAGUCCACCUGAUAUUCGACCUGCAUUCUGGCAUAGGUUUAAACCUGUUGCAAAAACUCCAGGGCAGAAUAUUGUGAAGAAUUAUGGAGUUAUUGAAUGUGAUCCGAUAGUUCUUGCUGGGCUUGACAGAACUGCUAAGCAUAUGUUAAUUCCUUACAUCCCUAUGUUGGUUCCUCCUAGAAAAUGGAAAGGGUAUGAUAAAGGUGGACACUUUUUCUUACCUUCUUAUGUCAUGCGUACUCACGGAUCAAGUAGGCAACAAGAUGCCAUGAAGAACAUUUCUGGGAAACAGAUGCAGAAAGUAUUUGAGGCGCUGGAUAUGCUAGGGAGCACCAAGUGGAGGGUGAAUAGAAGGGUACUUAGUGUGGUGGAGAGUAUUUGGGCUCAAGGUGGCAAUACAGCUGGCCUUGUUGAUCGAAAAGAUGUUCCAAUUCCAGAGAAGCCUCUUGGGGAUUUGACAGAUAUGCAAGAAUGGAAAUGGAGCAUGAGGAAGGCAAAGAAAAUCAACCAAGAGUUGCAUUCCCAACGAUGUGAUGUUGAACUUAAGCUUUCGGUUGCUCGCAGAAUGAAGGAUGAGGAAGGCUUUUAUUACCCUCAUAAUCUUGAUUUUCGUGGCCGAGCUUACCCAAUGCAUCCACAUCUAAAUCACUUGAGUUCUGAUCUCUGUCGAGGAGUCCUCGAGUUUGCUGAAGGACGACCUUUGGGAAAGUCUGGUUUGCGUUGGCUAAAGAUACAUUUAGCUAAUUUGUAUGCUGGUGGUGUUGAAAAACUUUCCUAUGACAGACGUGUAGCAUUUGUGGAUGACCAUCUGGAUAGCAUAUUUGAUUCUGCAAGUAACCCAGUUAAUGGAGAUCGUUGGUGGUUAACUGCUGAAGAUCCUUUCCAAUGCUUGGCCGCUUGUAUCAAUCUAUCCGAAGCCCUAAAGAGCUCAUCACCUCACACUGUCAUUUCCCAUCUGCCAAUCCAUCAGGAUGGGUCAUGCAAUGGCUUACAGCACUAUGCAGCUUUGGGAAGAGACACUUUAGAAGCAGCUGCUGUAAACUUAGUUGCUGGAGAAAAACCUGCUGAUGUUUACUCGGAAAUUGCUGCCAGGGUUCACACUAUCAUGAUCAGGGAUGGUAACAAGGAUCCAACGACAAAUCCAAAUGCUUUACUGGCUAAGAUCCUCAUUGAUCAGGUUGAUCGCAAACUGGUGAAACAGACAGUGAUGACUUCUGUAUAUGGUGUCACAUAUGUUGGUGCUCGCGAACAAAUUAAAAGAAGACUAGAGGAGAAAGGCGUUAUUUCUGAUGAUCGACUACUGUUUAGAGCGGCCUGUUAUGCUGCUAAAGUGACGUUGGCUGCACUUGGAGAGAUAUUUGAAGCUGCACGUGGGAUAAUGGGUUGGCUUGGUGAUUGUGCUAAGGUAAUUGCUGCAGAUAACCAGCCUGUGCGUUGGACCACUCCCCUUGGUCUCCCUGUGGUACAACCUUACUAUAAAAGUGAACGGCAUCUUAUUAGGACAUCUCUUCAAGUUUUGGCAUUACGACGAGAGGGUAACUCGGUGGAUGUUAGAAAGCAGAGAACUGCAUUUCCUCCCAAUUUUGUACACUCACUGGAUGGUUCACAUAUGAUGCUCACUGCUGUUGCCUGUAGAGAUGCUGGCUUACGUUUUGCAGGGGUGCAUGACUCCUUCUGGACACAUGCCUGUGAUGUAGACCAGAUGAAUCUGAUACUAAGGGAAAAAUUUGUGGAGCUUUAUAAUAUGCCAGUUCUUGAAAGUUUGCUCGAAGGCUUUGAAACAACAUAUCCAGGGUUGACAUUCCCUUCCCUUCCUGAGAGAGGCGAUUUUGACUUGCAAGAGGUUCUUAAGUCUCCUUACUUCUUCAACUGAUUCUUCGCAGCCCAACAGCAGGCAUGACAUUCUGCAGAAACAAGAUUUAGUGAAAACUUGUAUAGGAAACAAUUUUAAGUAGUAGAUGUAAAGCUGAUACAAGAAACAGGAAGCGCGAAGGCCAGAGCUGCUUUGAUCGUGGCAGGAAUGGCGAAAGCAUUCCAAUUUGUUGCUCAGCUCUUCUUGCUCUGCAAUCCUGUCAGCACACUAUAAACAUCCUGCUUUCAGGUAAAUGAACGUUUUCUCGGGUUGUCUCUCUAGCAGAUCUUGAUGGAUACUCACGCUAUCUAUGAGCUGACAGUAAUUCAGCCGAGACCGAGACUCGAGCAGGCAUCUUGGAGUUGGCAGCUUUUUUCAUCUGACUUCCGACUUUGAGCGUUCACUUACAUGCUGCAGAUGAGUAUUCUUUUCUCCCAUAUCUUAAUGUAUAAAAUUUACUCAGUAUCAAUUAGAAAGGAAAAGCAGGGUAUUAGAAAGCCUUUGUUUUCAAUUAGAAAGGAAUGUGAGCUAUUAGAAGCCUUCAUUUUGUGUAUGUGUAUAGGUUCCCUAGUAAACUAUGUACCAUAUUCUUUCAAUAAUUAAAGCAAGCUAUCUUUUUGAGCCCUCCAAGUUAUAUUUAAACAUUUUUUAAUCAUACAAUUUUCUUAAUUGCUGAGCAUCCAGUUUGACCACUAAUUUUAAAGCCAGGUAUGUGGAAACUUUUCUUGUAGAAAAUCUUGAACUCGUCCUCAUUCCUCAAAGUUGGAGAUGUGGGAUGAAAUUUUCCUCAGGGAUGGAGAAGCCCCAGUUCAACCUUGCCAUCCUUAAUCAAUCAGAUAUUGUUUUACUUAAACAAUAACAAAAUGCCAGUUAUAUUAUUGUUACAGUUUCUUUAGAUUAAUUAUUUUAAAAUUAUUUGUUAAUGGCAACAUGUAAACAAGUUUAUUUUGAUAACGUAUUUACUCCUUUCUUUAA
Benincasa hispida (wax gourd) is the source of this 3976-nucleotide messenger RNA. RefSeq names its product DNA/RNA polymerases superfamily protein (gene SCA3). Gene Ontology annotation, biological process: mitochondrial transcription. NCBI's taxonomy places the organism in Eukaryota, Viridiplantae, Streptophyta, Magnoliopsida, Cucurbitales, Cucurbitaceae. Gene Ontology annotation, molecular function: DNA-directed RNA polymerase activity; DNA binding. The record is from RefSeq and is a predicted model, not a curated record. Gene Ontology annotation, cellular component: mitochondrial DNA-directed RNA polymerase complex.